AUGUCUAAAUUAUUUGAACACGAAGCAUUAAAAGAUUUUGCUAGAAAACGGGUUAAUGAGGAAAUGAUCCGAUUUCUAGCAGCAAAUACAAAGUGUAUAAUAAGAGUAAUAAACGAAGAUACAGCAAACUCUAAUAAUAAAAUUCCUUCAUUAGUUGAUUUCAUUAAAGGUUUGGUUAUUGGAUCUAAUGUCCAAACCCCAACACUAAUGUCUACCAUUGUAUAUCUAACUAAAUUAAGAAGUAUACUUCCCACUAACGUAUAUGGUAUUGAAACAACCAGGCACCGUAUUUUCGUUGGGUGCUUAAUUUUAGCUGCCAAAAAUCUAAACGAUUCUUCACCAUUAAAUAAACACUGGACUAAAUAUACUAAUGGAUUAUUAACCUUACAAGAAAUUAAUACGAUUGAAAGAGAAUUAUUACAAUACUUUGAUUGGAAAAUAACGUUUAGUGAAAAUGAUUUGUUAUUAUGUCUGGAACCCCUAUUGUUACCUAUCAGGCAGGAAUUAACCGCAAAAUACAAUGGGUCCUUGGAUUCUUUGAGCUAUUAUCGUAAGAGAAGAUUAUACCAUCAAUCUGGUGCAAGUAGAAAUUUAUCAGGGAUUUUAUCUUCUAUAAGUCCGUCUAGUUCAACUGGUGUUAAUUGUAGUUCCUGGAGAUCUUUAAGCAAUAAUUCUAUUCCUUCCUUGCAAUCAUCAUCUACCAUUUCUAGUAUAGUUAGUACUGAUACUGCUAAUACUUCUAUUUCCGUUUCCAAUAAUAAUAAUUGCAAUAGCGGCAACUCCGGUGGUUUUAUUUAUAGAAAACAGCACGCUAAAGCAAACUCUUUAAUACUAGAAGAACAAGAAGACCAUGUAAAACAAAAGCAGAAAUAUAAUGAAAAGGAGAAUUACCAACUUUAUGCGUGUUAUUACAAUACUGACGAAAAUGCUAAAAUACUUUGUCCUCCUAAUCAACAACAUAAUAAGACAAUCCGCAUCAACAAUAGUAAUAAUAAUAAAAAAGAGUUAUCGAAUAAUAAUAUUAAUGUUGGAAACUUUGAUCAUCAUGUAUCCGUUACCUCUUCAAGACAUUUUCUUUGA
Molecule: messenger RNA, 1080 nt
Organism: Saccharomycodes ludwigii
Lineage: Eukaryota; Fungi; Ascomycota; Saccharomycetes; Saccharomycodales; Saccharomycodaceae
Gene: PCL2
Product: cyclin PCL2
Exons: 1
Coding region: 1-1080 (359 amino acids)
Biological process (GO): regulation of cyclin-dependent protein serine/threonine kinase activity
Cellular component (GO): cyclin-dependent protein kinase holoenzyme complex; nucleus
Molecular function (GO): protein kinase binding; cyclin-dependent protein serine/threonine kinase regulator activity
Source: RefSeq, a predicted model, not a curated record